Spinacia oleracea (spinach) is the source of this 735-nucleotide messenger RNA. RefSeq lists its product as uncharacterized. Bases 1 to 735 code for a protein of 244 amino acids. NCBI's taxonomy places the organism in Eukaryota, Viridiplantae, Streptophyta, Magnoliopsida, Caryophyllales, Amaranthaceae. The record is from RefSeq and is a predicted model, not a curated record. The transcript is spliced from 2 exons.
AUGGUUCCAGGCACUCUUGAAAUCAAAACUGCCACCGAGCAAGAAAAGGCCAAAGCCAUAGUCCUUAUAAGGCAUCAUUUACAUGACAACCUGAAAAUUGAAUAUCUGUUGGUGGAAAAUCCCAAAGAGUUGUGGAUAGCCUUAAAGAAAGAUAUGGACACCAUAAAAGGGUUAUUUAAAAUUGUAUCAUUACCGAAAUAUUGUGAUCAAGCGUUCACAGAAGAUCAAAUGAUAGAGAAAACCCUAUCCACAUUUCAUGCGAACAAUAUUGUAUUGCAACAGCAAUACCGAGAGAGAGGAUUUAAUAAAUAUUUUAAGCUGAUUUCUAUAUUAUUGGUUGCCGAAAAGAACAAUGAUCUUCUCUUGAAAAACAAUAAUCUUAGACCAACUGGGUCUAUGACAUUCAAUAAAUCAAAUGCCGUUGAAAGCUCAAACCCACCUGAAGCAAAUGUUGCUCAUAGAGGUGGACGUGGAGGAUAUAACCACCGCGGUAGAGGGCGCGGAAACCACCGCGGGCGUGGUCGUGGUCGUGGUCGUGGCAGGGGUUAUCUCGCCCCUAGAAAUAAUAACCACAAAGGACACCAACAAGGAAAUCAAAAGCAAACCCCUUUAAAAGAAAAAGACACCUGUUUUAGAUGUGGCAUGACUGACCAUUGGGGGAAAACAUGCCAUACUGCCAAACAUUUGGUAGAUUUGUAUCAAGCCUCCAUAAAAGGCAAAGGAAAAGUUGUAUAG